Fomitopsis serialis is the source of this 6945-nucleotide messenger RNA. RefSeq lists its product as uncharacterized. Gene Ontology annotation, biological process: transcription initiation at RNA polymerase III promoter; 5S class rRNA transcription by RNA polymerase III. The transcript is spliced from 18 exons. Gene Ontology annotation, molecular function: DNA binding. Gene Ontology annotation, cellular component: transcription factor TFIIIC complex. NCBI's taxonomy places the organism in Eukaryota, Fungi, Basidiomycota, Agaricomycetes, Polyporales, Fomitopsidaceae. Bases 199 to 6741 code for a protein of 2180 amino acids. The record is from RefSeq and is a predicted model, not a curated record.
ACCACUACUCCAAGCUACUGCUCUUUGCUGCUUCUCUCCUCUCUUCGGUACAGUUUUUAUUCAUAGUACACAGGGUGGACGGUCCAGCGUUCAGAGUUUGAGCCGCACCACGGACUCAUAAUAUCGUUAUGCCCGGUCCCUGAUCCACCAACCCUUCAACGUCAACUGCGCCUUCGCACCUCUGUGCGCUCAUACGUUAUGGACGACCUAAUUCAACACUGUCUCCGAGAGUUGUCUUAUGAUGGUGACCUUGGUUGUGAUAUUUCAAGGCUGCGAGAGUCCAUCGAACUCUUCUAUACCUAUCGCGGCUCGACGUCUGGACAGAAGAUCGAUGAUGCAUACUGCGCCUUCACAUGGUCUGUCCUCGUCAAGCAGCCGAACGUACGAGUAGGCGUGGUUCCGGAAGGAUCUGGCGCAGAAGUAUAUAUAGCCCCACAAAACAGCGCGAAGAGGAAGGCCAGGGCAAAAGGCGAGGAGAUGGCUGAAGCCGCACCGGCAGUCCUCGAGAUUAUCCCGGACGCAGCGAUUCGGCCUGUGGAACAACUCAGAAAGGAGUAUGGCGACAAGCUGAGAGUUGCCGUCGACCUAGACACCAUCUUCAGGGCCCUAACUGGAUCGCACAUCCGCGAUUCGAAGCUCAGCCCUAUGGUCUACACCGCUCUGCAGCUCAUCUCGCGCGGACACGAGGCUGGCAUAAGCAGCAUAGACCUCGCAAGGAAGUCUGGUUAUGAUCCCAAGACGUGCCACUAUCUUGUCAAACAGCUCCUUUCGCUGAAUCUGGUGGUUAAGCGCGGCAAGACAAGUGUUAGCAGCAGCACAAUAGUACACAGAGACUUGUUCAAUCGCGACGCGACAUGGCAGAAUAUCGUGGUUGAAGAGAACCAGGUACGGGAGGCACCAACACGGAAGAUCGAUGAUGAGGGAUUAGACGACGAAGACGACGAGGGAAAUUCGGAAUUCAGUCUAGGUUCGAUCGUGCAAUUCGACCCCAUUGAUGAACGGCACCUGUCCAGUUUGGACCUCAUGCGUGGACGUCUCGUUACACUGCUUCAAAACUCACCACAUGGUCUGCAUGCCGCCAAUAACCUGCUACCCAAAUUGGGCUUCGCGAACCCUACCAAACGCAAUCGACGGUUUUUUAUCGCCCGCUGCGUCAAUGAACUCAUCAGACAACGUGUCAUUGAGAAAGUCAGGGUUCCCGGACGAAACCAAAGGCUGGUGACAUGUUUCCACUUGUUGGAUGACGACUCGGACCAGCAGCCGGUUCAGGCUGGUCAGCCACCGGACAAGGACAUGGGAGCCGAGAUGGAAGGAGUCGGAACGCUCACAGUGAAUUUCACGCUUCACAGGCAGAUCAUCGAUCUCUUAGAUCGGUCUGGUGACAAGGGUAUGACACUUGGGGACCUUUGUGGAGCACUCGGUGACUUCGACCGACGCACUGUCGAGCUGCUUCUUGAACAUCUUCAUGCUAAUGCUCCACCUCAACAUCUCGCUGACCUCGGCAUUGCGCACGGCAUUGAAAACAAUGGUCGCGAACGGCGCUACAGAUACUGGACGGUCGCCCACUAUCGUACUAUGGCCGCCAAAGAAGACUUCAAGGAACACUCACACGCCAACGUUGACCUCGCUGCGACAGGAGGCUUCAUGAGUCUCAGCGAGACCCAGUUCUAUGACGACGAAGCCAGUCACAAUGUCUACGUCGACGGCCUCAGAGGUCACCCCGCUAACACCUCGGGUCCUGGUAAGGCGAAGAGGCCGCAUAAGAAUCCGAUUCUCCCGGACGGCACUAUAAAACGAGGAAGACCACGCAAGUAUGCUGCUGCUCCAGGGGCCGAGUUGGAAAGCGCUGCGAAGGUGACUGGUGUACGAGGGAGGAAGAGGAAGAAAGGGGACGACGUGGGCGAGGAACCAAGCAUUCAAGUGUCCGACGAGCCACCCCCCAAGCGGAAGCGGGGCCGACCUCCAAAGCGGCAGCAACAGGCAAUGACCGAGUCGUCGUCUGUUGUGGCAGAGGGCUCCCUGGAUGACGCUGUCGCCGCGUCUGUUUCGGUACCAUCGAGCAGUCUGCAAGAGCAGCCAUCCGCGACGAAACGUGGUCGUGGGCCAAAUCGCAAAAAGUCCGUAGUCGCUGAAGCCGAAGCCGCUUUGACUGCUCAUACGGACAGCACUGUCGUGACACCAUCGGUGCCAAGAAAGCGAGGUCGUCCGCGUAAACAGCCCCUACCAGCCGUUAGUGCUGACGCGGCCUUGGCGCCAGAACAAGCUACCGAGGAGGCCGAAAGACAGCCUUCGCCUGGCAGGAAUGUAUCCCUAGACUCCUUACGCCCGAGUACUGGGCCUCCUUCGCAGUCGACUAGUCAAGCAGCCGAGAAUGCGAUGGGACCCGGCGCAGACCAGCACCAAAGCGAAGACCUCUUGGGCGAUGUCUCAAGUGGCGCACAGAGUGCAUCAGCGGCGGACGCCCUCACCGCUAGCAUCGACGUGGUAUCCCCAUGUAUUCUUGGUGAUCAGAUCUCUCCCCAUCCCGUCCACAAUACGACUAUGAGCGAAGGUUGCGCAGAAGAAAACUCCGCUGUUGCGUUUCGACUAGCUGAUGGGCCAGAAGUGAUGCUGGAUGGGAGGAAUAAUCCUGUGCCGGAGCUCAUGAACGUGGAUCUCGCCACUACGGAAGCUCCAUCUGGACUGCAGAUUCCUGCCAGCUCUUUGCCGUCAGCGCGCACAGACGUGUCGCCCGACAGCAUGCAAAACGCUUCGCAGAUUCCCAUUGAUCCUGCGCUUCUUGCGGAAAGCAUCGCAGGCAAGGCCCCUCCUGUGGACGGGAGGCAACUUAUGCUGAUGGGACCAAUGGAACCUGUGGUAACGAACUCUGACCCAGAUAAUGCCACAUCCAAGCGGGCAGAGGCUGACUCUGCGAUGCAAGCACCGCCAGCCAAACGCCUGAAGUCAAGUAGCGGUCCCGACGAUGCUGACCGCAGCGGUCAUUUGAAGACGAGGCUCAUGCAAGCUCGUCGUGAAAGGGAAUUACUCCGCGUCGUUACGGAGGCUAGCGGAAUAAUAAACGUCAGCUCCAAAGACUUCUAUGAAGCGCACGCCGUUUGUACCCGUGUUGGAUCGCGGAUGGACAAGCGUACCGUCGAUGCAACGCUGAAGGAUCUCGAUGCUCGCGGGAAGAUCAAGCUCAUUACUACGUCUGUCAGGAUAUCUACAGGCGCCACUCGGCCUGUUCGCAUUGCUUACCUGCCAGAACAGUUCCCUCCUGCCGCUCCGAUCAAGACUUUAGAAGAGCCUCUUGUUUACGGAGGAGCGAGACGCCAGACGACACGGAGCCCAUCCGUCGCGAACGCAUUGACACGGGAUGUAGUGCUCCCAACUAAUGGGAAGGAUUCCCGAGCGAGCCGCGAUCCUCUCCAAGACACCAUCCUGAACGACAAGAAUACUAUAGCCCAGUCGCAUGGCUUCGUCGUUGGCAGACUCGCCCGAGCCCGAGCUUUGCACCUCUGGAUGACCGACUUCUUACAAACGUGUUCACCCAGUGUCAACGUGGUAUCGGUGCGAGAACGAGUCGUCUCCUUCUCGCUCUUUUUGAACGACCUGCCCAUUUCCACCUACUGCGCCAUCGUAUCUUUGCAGGUUUCGAGCGAAGAACUGGACCAGCUCCUACGCUCACGGGAGGGCGCGCUUACACCAGUAGGGCGAGUCUCAACUACAAUUCGCGACACUCUGCAGAUAGGGCGUUGGAGAUCUCGAGACCGGUUACUGGAUACCCUGGAGGUCCUCACCCGAUUGAAGGUCGUGGAUCCUCUCCUUCCCUCACAUUCCGUAACACCCGCCAUUACGGUUGACGCCUCUGUGGAACACCCUUUUUUGUUCGACGUUGCUCCCGUAGAGUCGUGGUCGCCGCUCACGGCUCCUGCCUACUUUCGUCUCAAUUCAUCGGCUCCUCUGCAUCUCUGGGCCCUAUCAGAAGACUCGCCGCCGUUUUGGAAGGACGUGCCAGUCUUUCCUAUCUCAGAGUGUGACGAGUACUGGCGUCAGCUGCGCAUCGUUUCUCAAGACAAGGACGCUGCAACGCAGAUCUCCGCUAUGAAGCUGGGAGGGCCGCUGACAGGGACUCACGAACUCGCCAGAGUGCUUCGUCGUCCGUCAUCUUGGAGUGAUGCUUAUGUUCUCUCUGCGAACCAGGAGACUUUACUGAAACAACAUAUGAAUUUGGCAAGCGGUGACACGCCACUGCAGGAUCAAGACAGGGCACGUCUGGAUAGCCUGUGUGCCACGAUCUUCGCCCCCAUCGAAGUCGUCAUUCGGUUUUACGAGAACAUACGCAACAAGGUCCUGAACGAGAAGGAGAAGAUGGCGAAGAAAGCGGAACGCAAGGUGCAAGAGGCAAAGGUUAGGGAGGCCCAAUCCAAAAGCAUGAUGGCGCAUAGGGCUGCCGAAGCUAAAGCGCAGCGAGAACAAGAUUGGGAGGACAUGGUCGCCAAUGUUCAUCCAGGACCCCUCACAGAUUCAGCAGCUGCCAGAAUCCGUCGGCUUCGCACACGAUUCCUACAGAGCCCAGGGAAGAACCGCGAGAAGUGGGAGGAUGAGAUUGAACAAGCAAUACAGGAAUCGAUCCUCGCCGCUAACAAGAUCCUGGGUGCCAAUAAAGCGUCGCUCGUGAGGCCAACGGCCGCCCCUGCCCCGCUGCCGCCCGUCGUAGCAGCGGUUCCUGAAAAGUCCGUCAGGGAACUCAUAGCAUCUCAAGGUCCCAGGCUCGCCCCCCGACAACCUGUCAGGAAGUCAAAGAAAGGAGCCAAAGACGAUAGUGCACCGUCGGAGCCUGCUCGAAGACAUAGGUUUCAAUGGAACAGAGAUUACGACGAAUUAGCCCGGGAUGCUUCUGCGAUCGUCAGAGCUCGGUGCCGUGGACACCACAGGAUCGAUCUCGGCGCGUUGACCCAGGCUUUCCCGGCAGUCCCGAAAAACUCAGUUCGACAGCGUAUUGUCCAUCUCAGAGAUUCGCCUGGCGCCGAUACGUACCUUCAACGGCUGGAAGACAAGUGGUAUGAUGUCUGGAUUAAGCACCGGGGCACGGAUGCGCUACCUGACGACGAUCCCGCAAGUCCGAGCAACUUCGACAUGAUCGUGCACCUGGAAUUUCUACGCAACAUGUCGACAAGAACGCCCUGUGUGCGUGUUGGUUUCGUGGAGUUGAGUCAAGACGCAAACUUUGCGCUUCCCCACAACACAAGCCAGUUGACUUCGCUGUGGGACAUUCAGGAGAAGCCUGUUGCAGCUCCUCCGUUUGACUUCGUGUGGAGUGGCUCUGCGGAGGAGGGGCGUGAGAAGCAGCUGGCAAUGCAUGCGUUAACGACGGGUUUGCGGGAGUUACCGUCUGUCGCUGAAUAUGAUUCCGACAACCUGUAUGUUGCAGAUGCUGCGAUGAAGAUGGUGUUAAGCACACCCGCUGAGCUCUAUGAUAUACAAGCGGCCACUGCAUUGCUUCAGUGUGUCGGUGAGGACUCCGUCAAGGCCGCAACGAAGACCAUGCUCGAAAGAGGGAUACUCUCGAAAAUUGUGCGAGAUCCUUCCAAGAGUAGGCCAGGACGGACAUUCAAAAUCUCAGACAGCAAUCAGAAUGCCAUCGGUGGCUCUGUCCCGCAGGAUGUCUUUCACGACGCCUUCGCGCUGGAAGACGUUCUUGGUCAGGACGAGGACGAGGACGCCUGGCGAGAGUGGUCACUGUUAUCUAGUGAUGGGGACAUGGCGGCACUGCUGGACCUGGUUUCUAGCAACAAGAUUGAGUUCAAGGUGGACACCUCGAAUCCGCAGACAAGACGGCCGACCUUUGACUGGAACAGCAAGAAAGCUGAUGAUGAUGACAUAGAGACGGGUAUCAUGGUCCGUAUUACGGAACAGGUAGAAGAGACAACGGCAGCAGCUGCUGUGGUCGAUGCAGCCAAGACCCAGUCAGAUGCAGCGGUCCCACAUAUGCAAGAUGCAGACCCAGAGAUUCCUAUUGAUCCAGCGUUGACGGAGGGUCUCUUGACGUCGGGCCAAUCGCAUGACACUCAGCACGGCAAAAGCUGGGACGGGAGCACUGCGUUUUGUCGACAAGGCACGCCCGGAUUAGUUGACUGUCAAGCUUGUGUGCAAGCUGCGAAGUCAAAUCUGCUGCGAACUGUCACUGACAAGGAGGCAGAAGAGGCGAAUCGUGUGCUCGACGAAUUGCAGAUUGCUGCAGCAGAGGGCCUUGAGAAACGUCACGUCAUGGAAUUAGUCCGAGAAGGAUCGAGUAGUCCCGCGCUAGCUGCAAUUACAAGAAUCACGAACGGCGAGACACCGCUUGCUUACUGGACCGGGUAUAGCUCUGUAGUUCUCGUCGCGGCGGAACACAUAAGGCCAUGGGCGGUCUGCGUCUCACAGGAAGGCGAUAGGAAGGCGAUGAUGCAGCCCCGAAGGUGGCUCGAUGUCGCCGGACAGAAGAUAGGUGAAGUCUGGGAGGCUGCCCUGAGAGCUGUCAUUGGUGUGGUUCUGUUCCGCCCAGGCAUAACUCAGGCGGAGAUUCGCUGGAGGCUGAGAUCUGUGUAUGACCGACAAGAGGUCACUGAUGUAUUACGGUAUCUCAUGGAACAUGGCUACAUCGAACGACGAGUCGACGCGAACGUAGGGCAAGGCAUGGAAGUGGGUCUGCUAGAUAAUGAAGAAGAAGAGCAUGUGUUUUGGUUCAUCGGUGGAGAGAAGCAUUGGUAUGACAUGUAGCGAAGUCUCUUUGUAUCGUAUAGUGUGCUGUAGCAUACGCACUGGUAUAUCGAUAGCUCACUAUGCAGCAUAUGUACGCGUUCACUUGGAUUUGACGAUGGCUAUGCGUGUCUCUGAAUAGCAAGAAUAUCAUUGGGCGAUGUGUUGGCUGCGGACUGCUGUUGGACGUCGAAAGCGUCGCGACGUCGAGGAUUGGCGGUGCAG